This is a messenger RNA of Symsagittifera roscoffensis, 999 nucleotides long. RefSeq names its product myosin-2 essential light chain-like. Gene Ontology annotation, molecular function: calcium ion binding. The coding region runs from base 274 to 735 and encodes 153 amino acids. The record is from RefSeq and is a predicted model, not a curated record. NCBI's taxonomy places the organism in Eukaryota, Metazoa, Xenacoelomorpha, Acoela, Convolutidae. Gene Ontology annotation, cellular component: myosin II complex. The transcript is spliced from 4 exons.
GUAGUGGUUCCAAAUCCCUUUUAUCGCAGUAUAAACAACUUCUUAAAGUAAAGUUCCCGAUUUUAAUUUGGGUUUUAUUCUGGGAAGUUAUAGCAGUGUAGGGUCGGCUUCCGUUUGUUCCUUUUUCUUGGUUAUAAGAAUUCCCUAGUUUCGGGUUAAGUCAGAUUGUCCUUCCGAAAUUUGUCCAGAUCGUCGGUCACGAUUAUAUACUAAACAAAAUCCCCUAGUUAUUAAUAUUAUUCAGAAAAACAGGAAGUGUAACUACUAUUAAACAUGGACAAAUUGUCUGAGUCUGAUAUGAACGAGUACCGAGAUGCGUUCACGCUGUUCGACACUAAGUUCGAGGGAGUCAUUCCGGCGAUUGAAGUGGGAAACCUAUGCAGGGCUCUGGGCAUCAACCCAAAACAGUCGGAUGUGAAGAAACUGACAGGGCUGGAUUCUGACCCGAACAAGAAGAUUAAGUUCGACGAGUUUGUUCCCAUUUUCCUCGACCUGCAGAAGAUGAAGGACGACCACAAAGUACCUGACUACGUAGAAGCUUUCAAGUCGCUGUGUGACAAUGAGAACUGCGGGAAGGCAGAUAUGGCUGUGUUCAAGAACAUGUUGGUGAAAUUGGGGGAGAAACUGGAGCCUGACUUCGUGGAAAUGGCCAUGAAGGGAUUCGAGCCGGACGAGGACGGAAAAAUCAAGUACAUCGACUUCAUCAAGAAGGUCAUGGAGGAAGCCAAGAACUAAACUGAUGAAGAGAAAAUGAACAACUUUAGAUCUUGGUGGGUCAUGUGAUCAAAUUCGAUUGCCUCAUUCUAAUUGAACUUUUAAUUCAUCUAAUUGAAUGGAAAAGUUAAUCAGAUCCGAACAAAAAGAAAGACGAGGAUGUGUCGUGUUUGAUACAUGACCCAUCAAUUUUAUCAACUGAGUCGCCGCCCUAUAUCUGCUUUUCAAUGUGUUUUAUUAUAUAUUCUAAAUUACUAACCAAAAUUCACUCUUGCCUCAGAGUAA